Cydia pomonella (codling moth) is the source of this 1445-nucleotide messenger RNA. RefSeq names its product bile salt-activated lipase-like. Bases 1 to 1182 code for a protein of 393 amino acids. The record is from RefSeq and is a predicted model, not a curated record. Lineage: Eukaryota; Metazoa; Arthropoda; Insecta; Lepidoptera; Tortricidae. The transcript is spliced from 7 exons.
AUGGGUAACGAGGAAGCAGACCUCGCCGCCAAACUAGCCAUCAGUGAAGGAAAUGAUUAUGAAUGUUUACCAAUGCACAAUGAGAUCUUGAGAGCAGCAAAAGAAAAGUGCCGUCUACAAUGGAAGGAAUAUUACGAUGAGCGAUGUGGUGGUAACUCGUCGUUGUCGCAGGGUUUAUUCCAUGGCGCGAUAGCGCAAAGCGGGCUGGCGACAUCGCCAUGGGCGCUCGCACACGACCCGCUGGAGCGGGCCUUCGAGCUCGGCCGGGAGCUCGGCAUCGUCACCAACAGCACGGCUGAACUGCUCGGUUACCUCCGAGCGACUCCAAGCGAGCUGCUGGUGAAGGCAGGUGCGCGACUGGCGGGCGCGCCGGGCAAGAGCGCCGACCUGGAAAACACUGUAGCUCUGCCUUUCUUGCCCGCCGUGGAGCCACAGGUGGCCGACGCGUUCCUGACGGAGCACCCACGGACGCUGCUGCCGGGCGCCGACGUACCCUUCCUCACAGGUUAUAACGCGCAGGAGGGCAUCAUACUCUUCAGACGUCUCCAGCGUUACCCGAAGUUACUGGGCGAGUUGGAUCGCGAGUUCCGACGGGUGGUGCCGCCCGAGUUGCUGCGCGACCCGGCGCGCGCGCUCAGCGUCGUUGACGGCAUCCGCGCCUUCUACUUCCAGCAGCGGCCUGUUGACGUGCGCAACAUCGACAGCCUGAUAGAUCUGUUCACCGACGUGAUGUUCUUGCGCCCGCUGUUGGACACGGUGCGCCUCUACGCCAACAGCACUCGGUCGAGCCCUACCUACAUGUACCGGUUCGCGUUCGACGGAGCCCUGGGGCUCUUCAAGCGCAUGCUGGGCAUCAGCCACCCCGGCGCCUGCCACGGCGAUGAGAUGGGCUACCUGUUCUACUUCUCGAGGCUCAACUACAGGCUCGACGACGAUUCUCCCGAGCUAGCAGUGUCUAGACGGAUGGUUCAAUUGUGGACGAAUUUCGCUAAAACGGGGAACCCGACUCCUCCCGUAGACUACGAGUCAGUCGUGGACUUCACGUGGCUGCCGGUGAACGAUACAGCUCACAUCAACUACCUGGACAUCAACGGCAACUUCACAGUACUGGAGGACCCCGAGGCGAAGCGCGUGCGCUUCUGGGACUGGCUUUACGAGAACAACUCUUCGGCCAAGUCUUGAACGCCGGAAGGCCGUUGACUUUAUAGUGCUCAGUGUUUAGUGCGGACGCUAACAGUGCCGUGGCGCACGACAAGAACGUGAAAGACCAGUGAUCUCAAUUCGUGAUGAGUGUGACACGUUAACAAAACUUCCUAUCAUCAUCGGAUGAUCAUGAGGAACUUUUGACAGAGCUCCAUCCCAUUUUCGGAGGGAAGUGGGCUUUCGAGUUUCUGAGUGUUGUAAAUAUUGUUGUAUGUACCGAUUUUACUUAAUUUAUGUCUUCG